AUGGCGCCACCGGUGAGACUUGUGACACCAAAGGGCUCUAAUGUCGAUCAAGCAGAAGCUGCAGGGUUCCAUAUCCUUUCUGAUAUUGUACUGGAAUGCUUAGAGGAUGCGUGUGAGACAGUUUUCACUGAUGAAGAUGCUUUUGUUGGUAUUUUCCUGGGAAAUUCAGGCGCGGAAGGACAAAGUGACUCUGAAAAUGAUGCCCAAACCGCUGGGAGCCUGGGAAAUAGCAUUGGUCUACACGGGCCCUGCGUGAGCAUUGGCACUGGGCCAUCGGCUGCGUUCAUUGCUUUGCAUGAAGCGUGUUACGCAAUUGCAUCUGGAAUGGCCGACUCUGCUGUAGCCGUUUGCAUUGGACGCUCAUCGAUUACAACGACGAGCCAGGCGGAGUUCGCGGCUGUCUAUGUCAAACCACUGGACGCUGCUCUGAGGGACGGGAAUCCCGUACGAGCACUCAUACGGGCCAUCGAGACGGACUACUACAGUUCUGCUCACGAGGAUGAAGUCAGUCCGGAACUGGCGUAUGGUUCAAUUAUCCGCAGAGCGUAUGAGAAAGCAGGCUUGAAUCCCAUCGAUACAACUGCAGUGGAGACUACUGGACACACGCGUCAAUCGAUCAGCGAAGCCGAAAGACUAUCUAUCAACAACGUGUUCGACGUGCAACGCGUCAAUAUCAAUUCCAUCAAGCCACAAAGUGGUAGUGGACAACAUGUGGCAGGAAUGGCCAAUUUGCUCAACACCAUACUUUGGCUGGAAGACAGGGAAUCUUCCUCGUCUACAUAUCCAAAUUCUCAAGAUCAGAAUGGAAGGGUCAGCAUCAACUGCUUCGAUGCCAGAGGGUCCAAUGUUCAUAUGAUUAUUGAUCCGCCUCCCGUGGCCAAUCAAGAACCACAGAGACUUACCGAUCCGCAACUCAUUCUCUUCUCUGGGCCAUCGCCCCGUUCAUUGACGAGACAGAUUGAACUGUAUGAGAGUUACUGUCUGGAUCACAGCAAUCGGGCGGUCGACAUCGCCUACACAAGAGCAAUACGCCCCUUACAAAUUGCUUUAUUGCGGCAAUUUGAGCGAAUGGAGAUCCCCGUGGAAGCUGUCAUUGGGCACUCAAGUGGCGAGGUUGCUGCUGCCUAUGCCGCUGGCUACUUGAGUUUACAUGAUGCCAUUGUUGUGGCUUAUCACUACGGUAAAAUGGCUGCAGGCCGUACUAAACGUGGCGGUAUGGCAACUGUAAGCUUGGAUGUUGAGACAAGCCGCUCCUUUCUUCGUGAGGGUGUUGUCGUCGGUUGUGAGAACAGCCCUGGGAGUUCAACGCUUUCGGGUGAUCUAGAAACCUUGAAGGAGGUUCUGGAUACGAUCGAAAAUGCAAGGCCCGAUGUGGCCGUUCGCAUGGUAAAGACAGAGAUGGCUUAUCACUCCGAUCAGAUGCAUGAGGUAGCAGGAGCAUUCUUGCAGGGGAUGCUUGAAGACAAUGUCAAGUCUUCCCGGCCAAGGAAGAAGCAAAAAGCCGCAUAUUACUCAUCCACGUACGGAAGAAGGCUGGGUGAAGACGAGGACCUUGGACCAGACUACUGGGUCAAGAAUUUGACCCAGCCGGUUCUUUUCAGCUCUGCUGUUGCAUGUCUCUUCGAGACGUCGUCUAGGAAUCAGUUCCUUCUUGAAGUUGGGCCUCAUUCAACUCUUGCUGUGCCUCUUCGACAGACCUGUGACGCGAAGCACGUAAGCUUCAACUAUGUCUCGUCACAGACAAGGAGCAAAGAUAACAAAGCGCAAUUUUUGAUCUCACUCGGGAGGCUAUGGCAGGAAGGUGUACCAUUCAACUUGCGGUCCGUGUUUCCCGGUGGGAAGCCCAUUGGAGGUCUCCCAGUCGACCCCCGAGUUAACGACGAGAUUUCUGAGGAGCUAGUGGAAGAUGGCGACUCCUCCCCCGAUAUUUUGAUUCUCAAUUCAACGACACUUUCAGCAAAAGAGAAAAGAGAGCUCAUUGUGUCCAGCUCACUACAACUGGCUCAUUCACUACCAGACGAGGAGGUCCCAACAACAGAAAUCGAGGUUAUUCUUAGGGUAGUCUGGACCAAGGUUCUUCAAGGGAUAGCCUCCAUAAAUCCGCAAAAGAUUGGCAAGAGCCAUAAUUUCUUCUUACUGGGAGGUGACUCCCUCGUGAUUAUCGAGAUGGUCAAGGUCGCCUAUGAGAUUGGACUUCGACUUGCACCCGCGGAGGUAAUGCAACACCCCAGGCUUUCAGAUAUGGCUAGCAUUGCUACAAUUGACGACGAGGGCACUACACUGGUGAACGAGCGCUUUAGCAUGGUUGCUCCACUAGUGAAAGGCACUUCCAGUGUCAGAGAAAAGGCCAGGCAGGCUUGCUCUCUCUCUGAUCAGCGGUGCAUCGAGGACAUAUAUCCUUGUACUGCUCUGCAAGAGGGAUUCAUGGCUCUCGCAGUAACUCAACCGGGCUCUUACGUCCAUCGUUGGGUAUACAAACUUUCUGAAUCCGUUGAAGUUGCACACUUCCAAGCCGCAUGGAACCUGGUCAUACAGAGGUGUACCACCUUGCGCUCCAGAAUCUGCAGCAUAGAUGACAAGGCCCUCCAAAUUGUGGUUCAAGACGACACCUCUUGGGAGCAGCCACCUUCGGGCCUAGAUGUACAUGCUUAUGUCAAUCAUGCCCGGUCUAUCCGAAUGGCCUACGGCGAUCGCCUCAGCCGAUAUGCUCUCGUGCAUCAAGACGACGGCGCUGCCUACUUUGUUUGGAUCCUCCACCAUGCUGCUUUUGACGGCCUCACGAUGAAGCUGGUUUUGGACGGGCUCUACAAGGCCUAUUACGAUAGCCAAAGCAUUGGGCUCACGUUGCCUUACGCCAACUUUAUUCACUACGUUGAGUCUUUGGAUGUAGAAUCAGCAAGAGACUACUGGCGUGGACAACUUGAGGGUGCAAAACCAGCAUUAUUUCCUACUGCUCGACCAACCACCAAUUCCAAAAUGUCCGGGCGGGUGAAGAAACUAACCAUGGCCUUCCACAAUACAACAAGGCCGGUUUUCACCACAGCUACGAUCCUCCGUGCUGCGUGGGCCUUGGUCCUAGCGAAAUACUGCGACACAGAUGAUGUGUGUUUUGGCACCACCGUUUCCGGCAGACAAGCUCCAGUUCCAGGAUUGGGCGACAUCCCUGGCCCAAUGAUCGCUACGGUCCCAGUUCGUGUUCGUCUUGUGGAAGACCAGAAGAUUUCGAGCUUCCUCCAGGACAUUCAAACUCAAGCCACCGAGAUGGUUCCAUUCGAACAGCUUGGCCUACAGAACAUUGCAAAGCUCAGCCAAGACGCCAAAGAAGCUUGUAAUUUCUCAAACUUGUUUGUCAUACAGCCUUUGAAUCACCUUUCAUCUGCUGCGCUGGAAGCUACCGAUGCUAUUCUUUACCAAGGUAAAGAGGAGAUGAGUCUUUCCGAAGAGGCUAUGAAUAAUUAUUUCACCUAUCCACUAGUCAUCCAGCCACGUAUUGGCAAGGGCUACAUAGAAAUAGACUUCACUUACUACGCUGAUAUCGUCCCGGAGAAGCAACUUGAAGCGGUGUACCAUCAUCUAAAACACGUUAUUGAUCAGCUGCUCAUUCCCGAAGACAAGCCCUUACGCGACAUCUCCGUGUCAGGACCAUGGGAUAUAGCCUAUUCACGUGAAGCUAAUGUUGGAGAUGUUCGCAUCGUUGAUGAAUGCUUUCACCAUCUUGUUGAGAGACAGGCAAAGCUCAGAAGUGCGGAGCCUGCCAUCGACGCUUGGGACUUGAAGCUGACAUACGGAGAACUGAAUGAUGCAGCAAACAGGCUGUCGCGACACCUCGUGAACAGCUUGGGGGUCAGAUCGAACGAUUUGGUUCAUGUGUGCUUUGAGAAGUCGGCAUGGUACUACGUUGCUAUUCUCGCGGUGAACAAAGCGGGCGCAGCCUGGGUUCCUCUGGACCCAUCCCAUCCCGUUCAGCGUCUACAACAGGUCGUGUCUCAGACGCAAGCUAGGUUAGCUCUGUCAUCCUAUGAAACCAAGCCUCUCUGCACUCUACUCCUGGACAAAGUCCUGGAGGUGGGAAAUAGCCUCCUCGAUGACCUCAAGGACAGGGAGUCAAACGAGGAUGGAGUUGUGGAUGUAUCCCCCGAACAGGCCGCUUAUGUCUUGUUCACAUCGGGAAGCACAGGCAUCCCGAAAGGUUUCGUCAUGGAACAUAAAGCUCUAUGCACCAGUCAGACGGAAGGAUCGACGAGGCUGGGAAUGACUUCAAAAACCAGAAUGCUACAAUUUGCUGCCUAUGUUUUUGACUUCUCGAUUGGAGAGAUUGUUGCACCUCUCAUUGUUGGUGGUUGCCUCUGUGUGCCCUCUGAACAUGAUCGAACGAAUCGUUUAGCCGAGUUUGUGAGUGAAAAGUCGGCCAAUUGGAUGUAUUCGACUCCUGCGUUUCUCCGAACGCUAAUUCCACAAGACAUCCCGAGUAUGGAGUUGAUAAUGCUUGGUGGAGAAUCUAUUGGCCAGGAUAUCCUCGACACUUGGUUCGGGAAGGUGAGGCUGCUUAAUGCAUGGGGCCCUGGUGAGACUUGUGUUUUCAACACAUUUCAUGAAUGGGUUUCUACCAGAGAAUCCCCAAGGUGCAUCGGCCGUCCCAUGGCAGCCAAUAUUUGGAUUGUUGAUCCCGAAGACCCACGGAAACUGGCUCCAAUCGGGACUUCCGGUGAGGUUGUGAUCCAAGGGCCAACACUCCUCAGGGAGUAUCUUGCGGAUAGAACCCAGACGGAAUCAACUAUCAUUCGCACAUUGCCCGCUUGGGCAACACACCAGGGACUGCCUGGUUGGGGUAGAAUGUAUAAAACUGGGGACCUUUGUUCCUAUGACUUCAACGGGGCGAUGGAAUUUAUAAGCCGAAAAGACACACAGGUUAAGAUUCGAGGCAUGAGAGUUGAGCUUGAAGAAAUCGAAAACCACAUCCGGGCGCAGUUACCUGGUGUCUAUCAGGUUGUCGUCGAUGUUCUCAAGUCUGAUGCAAGCACUGUUCUUGUUGCAUAUUUGUGCUUCAGUGAUGCAAGGAGAACUGGGAAUGUUGUUCCGGAGGAAAUCUUUCAUCCGCCGUCAGCAGAGGACCAAAUUCGUAUUGCCGCUUUAUUAGGCCAACUGGGCUCCAAGCUACCACGAUAUAUGAUUCCUACUCACAUUCUCCACUGCCGGUUCAUGCCUUCCACUAGCUCAACAAAGCUGGACAGGAGAAAGUUGGGGCAACUCACUGCCACGCUGACCAGUGAUGUGCUUAAUGCGAUUUCACGUCUCAGCUCUGAGAAACGCGCACCAGAGACAGAAAUGGAAACUCGCCUCCACUCAAUAUGGGCCAAAGUUCUGCAAUUGCCACCAAAGUCUAUUGGAAGAGACGAUAGCUUUCUGAGGAUAGGCGGUGACUCGAUCUCCGUCAUCAAACUGAUCAGCGUUUGUCGCCAAAACGGCAUUAUUCUAUCCACGAAAGAUGUCUUUGACAGCCCGACUCUCCUGUCGGUGGCUGCCAAAGCAGUUGAAUCCAAUGAAAAUGUCCACAAUCAGGGAGCUGAAUCACAAUAUGGCCUCCUUAAUCAGAAUACAAUUAAGCAGCUGCAGGAUCAGAAAAUGAGAGAGCGCCUCGGGCUGUCCAGCGAGCAGGUUGUCGAAGAUGCCUUCCCAUGCUCACCGAUGCAGGAAGGGCUGAUGGCACUUACGGCUAAGCUACCAGGAUCCUACGUUUGCAAGUACGUUUACCGAAUACCCGAGUAUACUGACAUUGAGAAAGUGAAAUAUGCAUGGGACAAGGCGAUUCAGAUAUGUAGUAACUUCCGUUCCCGAUUCGUCCUGAUCGAAGGCCAGACGAUCCAGCUCGUCAUCAAGGAGCGUACUCUGUGGGAGCACAAUAGCGCUGCCGAUCCUGCGACAUACAUUCGCCAGAAAGACUAUACGGACUUUGGAUACGGAGCUUCGCUUUCGCGAUAUACGAUUCUUUCGUGCGGUCGUGAUAAAUACUUCGUCUGGGCUGCCCAUCACGCACUCUAUGACGGGUGGUCACUGCGCGUAAUGACCGAUAUUUUCGAGAGGAUAUAUACAGGACAGGCCGUGGAAGAUCUAACUCCAUACUCGACCUUCGUCAAGUACAUUGUGGACCUCGACCCCGAGAAAUGCAGAGACUACUGGGCUAGUAAGCUAGCUGGGAGCAGGAAAAUGUCAUUCCCUCCUCUUCCACACAACCCUGCAGCGAUCAAGGGAAGAUUACCCCAGUACUUUCGUCAUGAUAUUGACCUGAAGGGGAAUAAGCACUCUUCAAUCACGAGCGCUACAAUAAUCCGUGCUGCUUGGGCUGUUGUUCUUGCAAGCUACUGCAACUCUGAUGAUAUCUGCUUUGGAGUCACCGUGUCAGGACGACAGGCGCCGGUUCCUGGAAUCGAAAACAUGUCAGGGCCUGGUAUUGCUACUGUCCCCGUCCGCCUCCGUUUGGAUCGCAACUCCAGCGUGGCUCAAUUUCUUCAGACAGCCCAGGAGGAUGCUGUUGAAACUAUUCCGUUCGAACAGUUUGGCCUGCAGAAAAUAUCAAGGGCCAGCGAUGAUGCGAGAGUGGCAGCUGACUUCUCUACUCUGCUUGUUAUUCAACCUACCAUCAAGAAUAGUGAUAAAGAAUCCGGUGGCCACUCAGUCCUUAUUGCAGGCAGCACUGAGCAAGAGAUGGUUCAGGAGACAUUGGGCGACUACUUCAACUAUCCCUUGGUGCUUGUCAGCAAUGUCUAUGAGGACCAUUUCUAUCAGCGCUUAUUCUAUGAUGGCAACACCAUCUCGAAAGAUCAAGUUGUGGCAAUGGCCAACCACCUUGAACACGUCAUUCAGCAACUUUUGGUCAAGGUGGAAGAGUCACUCGGGAGCGUGUCCCUAGUCGGUCAGUGGGAUAUACAGCAUGCCAUAGACUCUCAGCGCCUCUGCCCACCAGUCAACUCAUGCACACACUGGCUUAUACAAGAUCAGAUCAAGAAUCAUCCGGAUGAUAUAGCUGUUGCUGCCUGGGACCAGGAUUUGACAUAUAGUGAGCUUGGAGUCUAUGCUUCUCGAUUGGCACUCAAGCUGCAGGAACUUGGCGUUGGGUCUGAAACUCUGGUUCCUUUCUGUUAUCCCAAAUCGUCGUGGGCUGUUGUCACAAUGGUGGCAAUACAGAUGGCCGGUGGUGCCUUUGUUCCACUUGAUCCAGCCGCGCCCACUGCAAGGCUCCAGUCCAUUAUUGACGGAACCAAUGCCAAAUUGGUUAUUGUAUCUCCGACACUCGGAGGUAAAUUGCAUGAUCUGCAGACAAAGACGUUGGUCGUCGAUGAGGCAUUCUUGAGAGACCUCCCCGAUGCCGUCCAACCAGUUUCAUCUUCCACCAAACCAAACAAUGCCAGUUUUGUCAUCUUUACAUCCGGUUCAACAGGAAAGCCAAAGGGAAUACUCAUCCAACAUGACCAAAUUUGCACUGGAUUCAUGAACUCGUAUGGUCAUGAACUGAACCUUGGACGUCAUACUCGUGUUUUCAACUUUUGCGCAUUCACAUUCGACCUCGGAAUUUUCGAUGUGAUUGGAACAUUAAGCAGAGGCGGAUGUGUCUGCAUGCCCUCCGAAGAAGCAAGACUCAACGACUUGGCCGGUGCAAUAAGGGCAUUCAAAGCGAACUGGCUGUUCUGCACCCCGACAGUCCUGAACCUCCUGCACCCAGAAGACGUGCCACUGAUAAAGACUGUUGGAUUAGGUGGUGAGGCCAUUACGAAGACGAUCUCAGACCGCUGGAAGGACCAUGUACAGCUCAACGGGCUAUACGGUCCUGCUGAAGGUUCUUCGUGUGCUCGUAAUCCCGACGUGGGGAGAGAUGAUAAGCCAACUAACAUCGGAGUUCCAAUGUCCAGCGCAUUCUGGGUGGUCAACCCAGAAAAUAUGAAGGAACUUGUGCCGGUAGGUGGCAUAGGCGAGCUUCUAAUCCAAGGACCCAUGCUGGCCAGAGGGUACAUUAAUGUCUCGCCCGAGCAGAAUGCAGUUUGGAUAGAGGACAUUGACUGGUUACCUGGUGAAGCAUCACGCCGCAGAGGAUAUCUUACUGGUGAUCUGGUACGCCGAAAUGCUGAUGGCACUUGCGAAUAUCUGGGCCGCAAAGACACGCAAGUGAAGAUUCACGGCCAAAGAGUGGAACUUGGGGAGAUCGAAGCACAAAUCCAUCAGUACCUACCAAAUGAGAUGAGUGCAGUCGUCGAUGUUGUGAAGAGUGAGGAAGCGUCCACAGAGAGUUUGACAGCCUUAAUGUGGUACAAUAAAUCCUCCGAUAAGAUCGCUCAAGGCCCGUUGAGUUUGCUUGAAGACGUUACUGAAGGAGUUAAGUCUCUCAUAUCCUCGAUAAACAAGUCCCUGCAAUCAGUCUUGCCUUCAUAUAUGAUUCCAUUAACCUAUUUGAUAUUCCAAGGCAAACCAGAUAUGUCUACCUCUGGGAAAGUUGAUAGAAAGGUUCUUCUGUCCCACGCAAUGACUAUAUCGACGCAGGAUCGGCUUCGCUUCGAACUAGAGGCUCACGAAAAUAAGCCUCCCACAACCCAGAUGGAACUCAAGUUGAGGGACCUAUGGGCCCAAAUUCUGACCAUUGAAGUCUCGGGAAUUGGUAAAUAUGACAGCUUCCUGAGGUUAGGUGGUGAUUCCAUCAGUGCGAUCCAGCUGGUCACUUUGGCUCGCGAUCACAACAUUGGCCUAAGCGUUGCUCUGAUUUUCAGCGAGCCCCAGCUGUCAUCAAUGGCAGAAGCAGCAGAAUACGGUUUAGAUGAUUCAAAGCCCGACAUGACGCCCUUUAGAAUGGUUUCCGAGGCGCAGAAGAGCCGCAUUUUUUCCAUAUGCCGCGAUGAUCACAGACUCGACAGCAGUGCCAUUGAGGAUGCCUACCCAAGCACAAAGCUACAAGAGGGGCUUAUGGCUCUCUCUGUAAAACAACCCGGCUCCUACAUUGCUACCCAUAUGUACCGACUGUCGCCUGAUGUUGAUAUUGGACGUCUGCAACACGCUAUUGAAAGAACCAUUCAGUUUUGCUCCAACUUACGAACGAGAAUCGUCGAUGCCGAUGGAGAAGCCUUCCAAGUUGUAGUCAAGGAUGACCUUUCGUGGGAAGUGCUGUCCAAGGGUACAGAGCCUCAGGGAUUAUUAGCUACAUCAAAAAGUAUCACUAUGACAUAUGGGUCUCAGCUAAACCAUUUCACGGUCUUCAAUAAUACGGAAGGGACCAAGUACCUGAUGUGGCGAAGCCAUCACACGACCUUUGACGGCUGGACCAUCGGGAUCAUCCUCGAUUGCAUCGACAGCGUUUACUAUGACAGGAGCCCACCAAAUAUCAUCCCUUACUCUGCGUUCGUCUCCUACACCCUGGGCGUCGAUGUCGCUGCUGCUGAGGCCUUUUGGGCCGAGCAGUUACGCGGUGCUCACAAGACACCUUUCCCUUCACCACAACUUGCAGCAUCCAAGGAAACUAGAAUGUUUACGAAGUUCGUCACACUGCCAAAAUCAGAGGGCUCGUCCAUCACCCAAGCCACCAUCAUCCGGGCAGCGUGGGCCAUUCUCCUUGCCAGGUACAGCGGGACUGACCAUGUAUGUUAUGGUGCUGCUGUGUCAGGUCGUAACGCUGCGAUCCAAGGCGUUGAAGACAUUUCUGGUGUCAUGGUUGCCACUGUCCCCGUCCACGUCUUGAUUGAUGGAUCUAAACCGGUUGGACGGUUCCUGGAAGAGAUUCAGCUUCAAGCGUCUAGUAUGAUUGAGUAUGAGCAGUUCGGCUUACAGAAUAUUGCCGCAAUCAAUGACGAGUGUAAAGAGGCAUGCGACGUAUCCAGCUUAAUCGCCGUCCAAACAAGCAAACAGUCCGGAAUAUUUUCCGGCAAUGACCUUUUGGCCCCAAUGGGACUAAAAGACGAUGUUGUUGAGAGUUCUCUUCAAGGAUAUUUGACUUAUACUCUCGUUAUGGAAGGUACGCUGGUUGACGGUGGCAUUGAGCUGGUAUUUAUCCAUGAUACUGGUGUUCUGAAGCCAGUUCAAAUUGAAGCCAUGGCUCACCAGCUCGAGAAGCUUAUUUUGGAACUGCGAACCGAUAGCUCCAAGCUCCUCAAGGACGUCUCCAUGACCUCUGAUUGGGAUGUCGAAGUCGCUUUAGCCCGAAAUCCUCUACCUCGCGCUAUGGAUACUUGUGUCCAAUACAUUUUUGAAGAUAAGGUGAAAAUUCACCCAGACGCUCCAGCAGUUUAUUCGUGGGACGGGGAGCUUUCAUAUGGGGAGCUCAAUAGUCUGGCGAACAACCUUGCUUCUCAUCUUAUGGACCAAUUGAGGGUCAACGUAAGCGACAUUAUACAUGUUUGUUUUGAUAAGUCGGCUUGGUAUUGUGUUGUGAUUCUGGCUAUUCAUAAAGCUGGUGCUUCCUUCUCCCCCAUCGACCCAGCUCACCCGGUCAAAAGGAAGCAGGAAAUAACAAAGCAGACAAAGGCAAAACUCAUGCUAGUCUCGCCGAAUCAUUUGCCAAUUUCUCAGGACCUUGUGGAAGACGUUGUGCCAAUAGACAAGCAGUUUUUGCUCGGCUUGAAACAUAACUCCGAAAACCCAGAAACCACGGUUAGCCCAGACGACAUCGCAUACAUCAUGUUCACUUCAGGCAGUACCGGAACGCCUAAAGGUUAUGUGAUAGAGCAUAGGGCUCUCGCAUGGGGGCAGCAAGAUCUCGCCAAGCGCCUGCGUGUUGGAUCUGAGGCUCGUAUACUCCAAUUUGGUAACUUCAUCUUUGACUUCUCCGUCGGCGAGAUCUGGCAGGCAUGGGUGAACGGUGGCUGCAUAUGUCUCCCAUCCGAGGAAAUGAGGCUUAAUAACAUGCAGGAGUUCAUGAACAUGGCCCAGGUCAACGGGGCCUUGUUCACACCUACCUUCGCCAGCACGAUCAACCCUGAAGAAGUACCAUCUCUUAAAUGGCUUCUGAUUGGAGGAGAGACCGUACAGAGAGAUGUAUAUGAGAGCUGGUUCGGAAAGGUGCGAUUGAUAGGGGCAUGGGGACCAAGUGAGACCUGCUUUAUCAGCUCAACACACGAAUACACGUCUCUGGAAGACUCUCCUUCGACUAUUGGAGAGCCCAUUGCCGCUUACAAUUGGAUUGUUGACCCUGAAGACCCACGAGUUCUAGCACCUAUCGGUACAGUUGGUGAAAUCCUGGUUCAGGGCCCAACUGUGUUUCGGGAGUACCUUGGAGAUCCAGAGAAAAUGAAGGCAUGUAGGGUUGAGAACGUGCCUCCGUGGGCAUUCGAACGCGAUCACGUCUCAUUCGACCGUUCCUAUAGGAGUGGAGAUCUGGCGUUCUAUAACGCUCAGGGCAAGAUGGAAUUCGUGAGUCGGAAAGACACCCAAGUCAAGAUUCGUGGCCUACGUGUGGAAUUGUCUGAGAUCGAGCAUCAUAUUCUAUCACUACUGGAGGAAGCAGUGCAAGUCGCUGUUGACGUGUACAGGCCCGAGGGAGCUGUCCAUCUUGUUGCCUAUUUUGCCUUUUCUGACGAGACAAAGUUCGUCAGGGCCGACGAUGCACUUGCAACUGACAUGUUCUUACCAGUCGCGCCAGAACUUGAGCAUAAAAUUUUGGAGUUAGUUGGAAAGCUCAAGACUAUUCUCCCGGGAUACAUGGUCCCAUCUAUUUUCAUCCCCUGUGGGUAUAUGCCCAUGGGAGGCACUUCGAAGCUCGACCGUAAAGCUCUCCAAGGAUCUCUCUCGUCUCUUACGCAAGAUCAGUUGGCGCAUUAUUCACUUGUCAAUUCCACCAAACGAGCCCCUCGGACACAGAUAGAAAGCCGCAUGCAAGAGCUUUGGGCCUCCCUUCUCAAAAUUCCCACCGAUUCCAUUGGCAUUGAUGACAGCUUUUUGCAAAUUGGUGGUGACUCUAUCAGGGCAAUCCAGCUGGUUGCUAAGGCUCGAGGAGUCGGCCUCGGACUUACUGUGAAAGACGUCUUUGAUGACCCUCGUCUCCACGCAGUAGCUUCGUGUACCAUUGAGCUCGGAUCAACGCACAAACAAGCCAACGAAAUAAUUCAGCCAUUUAGUUUGCUGCAACAGGGAUUGCGUGGUGUUGACUGGGAGAGUGAAGCCAGAGAUUUGUGUGGUCUUACUGCCGACCAAUAUAUCGAAAACGCCAUGCCUGUGACUGCAUUUCAGGAGGGAUUAAUGGCACUUUCGGUGAAGCAGCCAGGUUCACAUAUCGGAAGGUUUCUUUACAAAUUAGCCCCCAACGUGGAUGUGAAUCGGUUCCGAAACGCUUGGGGAAGAACAAUUUGCCUGUGUCGAAACUUGCACACUCGCAUUGUCAAUACAUCCCAGCAGACACUACAGCUGGUUGUAGCAAACGAUGGUUCUUGGGAAGAUACUACAAAUCUCAGUCUCAAGGACUACAUGAGACAAAAGCUCAACAUGUCUUACGGUUCCCGUUUGAAUAGAUGGGCAUUAUUCGAGGAAUCCAACGGCGAGACUUUCUUCAGUUUUACUGCGCAUCACGCCAUUUACGACGGGUGGUCAGUUCAGCUUGUGCUUCAAACUCUAGCUGAAUCAUACAAUCAAACAAACAACCACGACGUCAAGCCGUUUGAUGCUUUCAUAAAAUACACUGAAAGCUUAGAUAAAGAGGCGGCUCGGCAGUUUUGGCUCAAAGAGCUCAAAGACGCUUCAGCUGCAAGUUUCCCACCUCGUAGGCAAAAUUUCGAGAACGCUGAAACAAGAGUUUUGAACCACGAGUUCAAGUUACCUAUGUCUUCACACGCUUCCAUAACGCAAGCCACGAUUAUUCGAGCUGCAUGGGCCUUGCUUCUGGCCCAAUACUGUGGCACAGAGAACGUCUGUUUCGGAACAUCUGUUUCUGGCCGUCAAGCACCUGUUGCUGGAAUUGGUGAGCUGGCGGGCCCUGUUGUAAUGACCAUGCCCGUCCAUAUUCUCAUCGACCCAAAUACUUCCACCUUUGAAUUCCUGCAAGCGGUACAAGCCCAAGCCACCGAAACGAUUGCAUAUGAACAGUUUGGAUUGCAUAAUAUUCUCAAGCUUGGGGACUCAAUUCGUGACGCCUGCAGCUUUUCCAGCCUGUUGGUUGUUCAACCACGUGAGAAAAUGGCUGAGACUGGCCGUGAAGCGGAAAAGAUACUUGUACCUGUGGAAAGUGAUAAAAAUAACGAUCCAAACAUCCAAGGAUAUUUCAACUAUCCAUUAAUCGUACAGGCUUUUGUUUCUUCCACGGAGGUUCACCUUAACAUCACUUAUUAUUCUCAAGACAUCAGCACCUUCCAGGUUGAGGGUCUCAUGAACCAACUCGAACAUAUUAUCAAAACGCUCUCCGUCGAGGGCAGCAAACCGAUUCGACAGCUAGAAACGGCGAGCCCUUGGGAUCUUCAACAUGCCCAGAGCUUCAACAACGAAAUCCCGGAGGUGAUUAACUCUACAUUCCAUGAGUUGGUUGGGAAGCAGGCCAGGGCAAGGCCAGAUGCCAUAGCUGUACAAGCCUGGGAUGCUACUUUGACAUAUGGUGAAUUAAAUACGUAUGCCGACUACCUUGCGCGAUACUUAAUUGUUGAGCUCGGUGUAGAAAGAGGAGAUCUUAUUCAUGUGUGCUUUGAGAAGUCAGCAUUUCAUUUGAUCUCCAUUUUGGCCAUCAACAAGGCUGGUGCAGGAUGGGUGCCUCUUGACCCAUCUCAUCCCUUUCAACGACUGCAGCAGCUCGUGUCUCAGACCAAGGCAAAGCUUAUCCUCACAUCAGCUAAACAGGCUGAACUAAGUAAUGCCCUUUUAUUGGAGGUUGUCCAAGUUUCACGUGCUUUUGUCGACAAACUGGUCAAAGAAUACACGAUCACUGGGCCAGCAACUAAUCUGAUAGGCAACAAGGCUGAGCCUUCCGACGUCUGCUACGUUCUUUUCACAUCUGGAAGUACUGGCACACCGAAAGGGUUGGUGAUGGAGCACCGCGCCCUAUGUACAAGCCAGACUGCCACUGUGCGAAGACUGGGCUUCAAUCCAAACGUCAAGAUGCUCCAAUUCGCUUCCUAUGUAUUCGAUAUGUCCGUCGGCGAGAUUGUCGGAUCCUUGAUUUCCGGUGCUACACUCUGCGUGCCCUCUGAUGACGUCCGUCUUGGUGGCGUAGCCGACUUCAUUCGCGAAAGCAACGUUACGUGGGCCUACUUCACGCCAUCGUUUGUUCGUACCUUGACUCCUGAGUCUGUACCCUCGCUUGAGCUACUGGCCCUGGCAGGAGAGGCAAUCCCAAGGGAUGUUUUUGAGAAAUGGAUCGUGACCAAUGUCCGCUUUAUCAAUGGUUGGGGCCCCGCGGAAACAUGUGUCUUUAGCACUUUACACGAAUUCAAAUCUAUCGACGAAUCUCCACAGACGUUGGGUAGGCCAGUUGGUGGACUCUCUUGGGUGGUACAGCCCGACGAUCCUUACAAGCUUGCGUCGGUAGGAACCCUAGGUGAAGUUGUUGUCCAAGGCCCGACACUUCUACGUGAAUAUCUAUCAGAUCCGGAGCGUACAGAGAAUUCGACAGUUCAGAAUGUUCCACAAUGGGAUCAUCGUGCGGACCCAUGGAGUCGCGGAUUCCGUACCGGUGACCUUUGCUUCAUCAAUGGAAGUGGGCUCCUUGAAUUCGCUAGCCGUAAGGACACUCAAGUCAAAGUCCGUGGUGCUCGAGUCGAACUAGGAGAAGUUGAGAAUGCGAUUCAAUCACAUCUCCCUGGCCUACGUCGAGUAGCAGUUGACAUUGUUCAUACUCCUGCUGGAGCGACUCUUGCUGCCUUCCUGUGCUUCACUGAUGAUGCCAAUACCCGAAAAUCGUCAAAUGACGGCCGGUUCCUACCAAUGAGUAAGGACAUCGGUGACCAAGUAGCGGACAUGCUUGCCAAACUGAAGGUAACCCUUCCACACUACAUGGUGCCUAGGUUGUUCAUUCCCUGCAGUAAUAUGCCGUUCAUUACAUCCUCGAAACUCGAUAGGAGGACGCUCGUUGCCGAAGCCUCAAGCCUGGAUCACGAUCAGAUUGUCGCAUAUUCUCUUCAAAAUGCAGAAAAGCGACCGCCUGUCACAGACAUGGAGAUCAGACUGCAGAAACUCUGGGCAGAGGUGCUCCACAUCUCUACUGAUGCAAUUGGUCGCGACGAUAGUUUCUUUACCAUUGGGGGUGAUUCAAUCGCUGCUAUUCAUCUCAUGACUGCGUCUCGAAAAGAGAGUGUCACCAUCCGUGCUGACGACGUUUUUCGGUACCCUCAGCUCUUCCAGCUCGCCCUUCGAGUAAGCAAAGUGGCUGGCUCGGAAUCAAGCGAGCUUGAACUCGAGCCGUUCGAGCUUCUCACAACUACUGAGCGAGACCUGGUUCUAGGGGAUGCACGAUCUGAGCUUGGCUUAGCGAAAGAAUGUUCUGUGGAAGAUGCGUUUCUCUGCUCUCCUCUCCAGGAGGGAUUAAUCUCUCUCUCCGUAAAACAAGCCGGGUCCUACAUUGCGAAAUAUUUCCUUGAGAUUCCAGACCACAUCGAGAUCGAAAGAUUUAAAUCUGCUUGGCAACAAACCGUUGAGCUGAAUGGGAACUUGAGAACCAGAAUUAUAGAUACAGGCAACCGUCCUAUUCAAGUAUUGCUGAAGGAAGACUUGCGCUGGGAGCCUACGCUGGGACUGGGCCUCGAAGACUUCGUCAAUGUCACUCAGGGCUAUACCAUGACUUUGGGAACUUCACUUAAUCGCUACGCGAUCGUAUCAGAUGCCCCAUCUGGUAAAACCUUCUUUGUAUGGAUAUCGCAUCAUUCCAUUUCGGAUGGGUGGGCACUACAAUUGGCCUUUAGAACACUGUUUGAGUGCUACUGGGGGAAAGUGACCGGCCCAUUAUACCCGUAUGCCAAUUUCAUAAAGCAUACUCUGGAUCUCGACUGGGAUGCAGCUGCCGGCUUCUGGGGCAGGCAGCUUGAAGGUGCAACCAGUAUGCCUUUCCCACCACCCAGCCUCAAAAACACGAAGCCUGUCUUCAAGUUUGCUCAUCACAAAGUGCAAAUGCCAGCGAGACGAGGUACCUCUGCAACCCUCGCGACGGUUCUCAGAGCAGCAUGGGCCAUAGUCUUAGCCAGGCAUUGCAAUACCAGCGAUGUGUGUUUUGGUGCAACAGUAUCCGGCCGCAACGCCUCUCUCACCGGGCUACAGGACAUGCCUGGUCCUACAAUAGCCACUAUACCAGUUCGAAUCCGGCUCGAUAGUUCCACUGACGUGGAAAGCCUCCUUCAAGAUGUGCAGAACCACGCCACUGAGAUGACGGCGUAUGAACAAUUCGGCAUCCAGAAUAUUGCAAAAGUAAGCAACGAUGCACGAAAUGCGUGCCAAUUCUCUUCUCUUUUGGUCAUCCGACCGCAAUCCCACAUCCAGGGGAAUAGCAAUCAUGACUCCGUCCUCAAGUUCGUCGAAGGAAAUGAGAUGACUGAGAAAGAGAGCGUCAACUAUUUCACCUAUCCUCUUAGUUUUGGCCUGGAUUUGUUCCCCGACCACAUUGGUAUAAGCUUAAGUUAUGACAAUAAUGUUCUGUCCACAGACCUUGUCAACGCAAUAAUUCAUCAGUGGGAGUUUGUUGUUCAGCAACUUUUCACAAAACCCUCAGAGACUGUUGGCAACGUCUCUCUUACCAGCCCUUGGGAUAUUGAACAUGCCCUUCGCUACCAGAAAAUGCAUUCUCCCAUUGAAAUGUGCAUUCAUGACAUGAUCCGCGAACAAGUAGUACUGAGACCUGAUUCACAGGCUUUGGUAUCUUGGGAUGGCGAGAUGUCCUACAAGGAAAUGGGCUACUUUUCUGAGAAGCUGGCGAGCAAGUUGCGUCAUCUAGGUGUUGGGCCCGGAGUCUUCAUCCCAGUGUGCUUCCCUAAGUCUAUCUGGGCUGUCAUAUCGAUGGUUGCGAUUAAUAUGGCUGGUAGUGGGUUUGUGCCGCUCGAUUAUAAGUCGCCGGCAUCUCGCUUGAAAGAAAUCAUCAGCGAUACUAACUCGACACUGGUACUUGCUGAUCCAACUUGUCUUGACCUAGUUGGGCAGAUUGGAAUUGAUUUUGUCAUUAUAAACAAAGAUUUCAUCCUUCAGUCGUCAGAGGUAGCUGAGACUGAACCCUCCUCUAUUCCUCUUGUUAAGCCGACCGACCCCAGUAUGGUCCUAUUUACUUCUGGGUCUACGGGAAAACCGAAGGGAAUUGUCUUUGAGCAUCGCAAUACCUGCUCGACGGCGAAAUGGCACGGCGAUACCCUGGGCUGGGGGCCGGACACACGUGUCUUUACGUAUUCCGCAUAUACGUUUGAUAUGGGAAUAUUGGAGAUACUGAUGUCUCUUUCUCGUGGCGCAUGCCUUUGUAUUCCGUCAGAAUGGCAGCGGUACAAUGACAUCCACGGAGCUAUCAAUUCCACCCGGGCGAAUUGGGCUUUCUUUACCACAACCCUGGCUGGACUCCUAAAUCCGAGCGAGAUACCGUUGGUAAAGGGAGUUGGACUUGGCGGUGAGAAAGUGACACAGAAAGCUAUCGACCAUUGGCAAGGUCACGCCAAAGUCUAUUCCAUGUACGGACCGGCAGAGGCCUCCAACUGUAACGAGAUGAAAGAAAUCGGAACUCCCCCACGGCCCAAUAAUAUUGGUGGCCCCUCGUCAGGUGCUUGGUGGGCUGUGAAUCCCGAUAACUACAGGGAGCUUGUCCCGGUCGGAUGUAUUGGUGAGCUAAUGAUCCAAGGGCCGAUGAUGGCGCGAGGGUAUAUCAAUGCCAGCGAAGUGGCGAACAAAGCCUGGCUCUACGACGUUGACUGGCUUCCUGGAAGGGGUUUCCCUAGGAAGGCUUACCUUACAGGUGACCUUGUCCGCCGACUCGAAGAUGGAUCUUUCUAUUAUCUUGGUCGCAAAGAUACACAAAUCAAACUCCAUGGGCAGCGUGUCGAACUGAGUGAGAUUGAGACUCGCGUGGAACAGAAAUUACCCUCAGAUAUGAGCUGUGUCGUCGAUUGUAUUAUCAAUGAGGAGACUCAAACAGAUACCUUGGCGGUUCUACUAUGGUAUACGAGUGGACAUUAUGCUCAAGAUCCUAGCUUUAGAUUGAUUGACGAGAUACCAAACGAGAUACUUGACUUGAUUGCAGGUUUUGACUCUUCGUUGGGAGCAGAACUGCCCGCCUAUAUGGUCCCUGGAAUGUACCUUGUGUUUCAGGGCACCCCUGAGAGGAACAGAUCAGGCAAAGUUGACAGGAGGAAGCUUCGCGCAAUCGCAAACGCUGCCCCAGCUAGUCAAAGACUCAAGUUUUCCAGCAGCGCUCAAAGCACAGAAAAACCGGAGACCGAGCUUGAGAUCACACUAUCUCGGCUCUGGGCUCAAGUAUUGCCAAUUGACGCCAACGAUAUUGGCCGACAUGAGAGUUUCCUGAGAGUUGGCGGCGACUCCAUCAGUGCGAUCAGACUGAGCACUCUGGCGCGUGAACAACGCCUUUCACUUGAUGUUGCAACAAUCUUCCGAGACCCGCGGCUUUCUGCAAUGGCCAGCGCAGCGGCGCCAAUUGUGGAUGAGAUCAAUGGUGCUCCUGGUGCCUUCAGUUUGAUUUCGGAUCUUCCACAAAGUGAAACUAUUGACGAAGUGGCGAGUAAAUGUGGAAUUCACGAUGUCAAUCGAAUAGAGGACGUUCUUCCUUGCACCCCCUUGCAAUCUGGUCUUAUGGCUUUGACAGUGAAGCAGCCAAGAUCAUAUAUUGCCCAGAACGCCUUUCAGCUUUCAAGCACGGUAAAUAUCGCUGUCUUCAAGCAUGCUUGGGCCCGGACUGCCGAGAUGUGUCCCACUUUACGAACAAGAAUCGUCCAUGUCCAGGGCAAGACACUCCAGGCAGUUCUCAAGGAUGACUUCACUUGGGAAGAUUUGUCUCCCAAUACAAAUAUACCUACCCACUUGGGUGAAGUAACCAUGUCGUACGCAGAUCGUCUCAAUCGAUUUUUUCUCUACAAGGAUGAAACAGGGAGUUUCAAUUUCGUAUGGCUAGCGCACCACACAGUAUUCGACGGGUGGACGGUACAGCUAAUUAUGAGAGUGUUCAAUCACAUCUACCAUAAUACAGAAGUACCGCGAUUAACCCCUUACUCGACAUUUAUUGCAUAUUCCAUGACGAUUAGUGAAUCCGCAAAUAAAGCUUUCUGGGAGAAGGAGCUCCGCGGUGCUCAAAGGGCUCCUUUCCCACCAACCUCCAAGAGCCUUUCAUCCAUUACGGAGGUCCUCCAGAAAACGCUGUCAUUCCCAGAACUGAAGAGCAGAUCGGUCACAAGCGCUACAAUACUCCGUUCUGCCUGGGCUCUUCUGCUCGCUCGGUACUGCGGAUCUGAGGAUAUCACUUUCGCAGCUACUGUGUCUGGCCGUAACGCGCCGGUUGCCGGGAUAGACCAAAUUCCCGGAACAAUGAUCGCAACCAUCCCCGUUCGCAUCAAGCUGGAUAAUCAGAAGACUAUUCACACGUUCUUGGAGGACGUGCAAACACAGGCAUUUGGCAUGGCUGCCUAUGAGCAGUAUGGUAUACAAAACAUCGCCAAAGUCAGCGAUGAUGCCAAGGAAGCUUGCGAGUUUUCUAGUCUCACAGUGAUCCAACCUUCGCAGCAAUACGAGUACCAGAAAAAUGAGACGCUCCUUCUUCCCUCAAAAGGUGAUCAGGAUUCAGUUCAAUCCUCGCUCGCGGGAUAUUUUACCUAUCCCCUUGUCAUGCAAUGCCUGCUGGCCGGCGACGAAGUUGAGCUCUGUUUGAUUUACGACGCUGGGGUUCUCAAGAGACCCCAGAUUGAGGCGAUGUCACAUCAAUUCGAAAAGCUUGUUUCAGAACUGCUUUCUGAUGAUCGAGAGAAACGACUCGAAAACGUCUCAAUGGUGUCCUCUUGGGAUGUUGAGACUGCCAUCAGCCGGAAUCCCAUACCUAAAGUUAUUGAGGUCCCUAUGCCUAAUGUGAUAGCCAACUUUGCAGAGAGCCAGCCCGGCGCGGCAGCGGUUCAUGCCUGGGAUGGAGAAUUUACCUACUCUGAGCUUAAUGAUGCCUCAACCCGUCUUGCAGGAAUAUUGGUAAAGCAAUAUCAUGUUAGAGUCGGUGAAGUCGUCCACGUCUGCAUGAACAAGUCCAAAUGGUAUCCAGUCUCAAUACUAGCAAUCAAUAAGGCCCGCGCUGCCUUCUCGCCCAUCGACCCGGAGUACCCCUUUGAACGGAAGCAGAACAUCAUACAGCAAACAGGUUCAAGACUUGUGUUGAUAUCCUCGGACCAAUCCGAGUGCUUUUCGAAACUGGUCGAGGACACAGUCGAAGUCACUGAUGAUUUCUUCUCCGGCCUUGGACAAUCAAUUGAUGGGCCCCAAAUCGAUAUAAAACCAGAAGAUGUAGCGUACGUUCUCUUCACUUCGGGAAGUACAGGCACCCCGAAAGGCUUCAUCAUGGAACACGGUUCUUUGUCCUCGGCCCAGCAUGGGAUCUCAGAACGUAUCCGCUUCAAGCCUGGGGAUCGAGUGCUCCAAUUCGCCAAUUUCGCCUUUGACUUCUCCAUCGGUGAGCUCUUCCAAGCGCUAUACAGCGGAGCAUGCAUAUGCAUUCCCUCCGACGAAAUGAGGCUCAACAACGUACAAAAGUUCAUACGAGACGCCAGGGUGAAUUGCGCUCUCGUCAGCCCAGCAUUUGCUCGUACCAUACAACCAGAGCAAGUCCCUUCCCUCGAGACUCUCGGUCUGGGCGGCGAAACUGUGCCACAGGAUCUUCUGGACCAAUGGCACGGAAGAGUACGCCUGAUAAACUUUUGGGGGCCCGGAGAAACGUGUUUUGCCAGCAGUAUCCACGAGUAUAAGAGUUCUAAUGAAGCGCCAGCAACCAUUGGGUAUCCGGUUAGUUCCCGCUGCUGGAUCGUCGACCCUACAAACCCGAGAGAACUAGCUCCCAUCGGCACUGUAGGUGAGGUUCUAAUUCAAGGCCCUACCAUCAUUCGUGAAUACCUCAACGAUGUCGAAAAGACAAGAGCCUCGGUUGUUGAAGACCUACCCUCUUGGGCAGUGACAGGUCAAGGGUCCCGUUUCAAGCGUGCUUUCCUGUCCGGCGACCUGGCCUCAUAUAAUCCGGAUGGCACAAUGCAUUUCGUCAGCCGAAAGGAUACCCAGGUCAAAAUUAGAGGUCUCCGCGUCGAGCUGGGAGAAAUAGAGCACCACAUACUGUCUGACCUCGGUGGAGUUUCACAGGUCGCUGUCGAUGUGCUACGGAGCGCAGAAGCGGCAAACAUAGUCGCUUACUUCUCCUUUUCUGACGCAAGACGGACUGGCACAAGUGAUCUGGAAUCCAUGUUCCAGACAAUCUCACCUGACCUCAAACUUCAACUUUUGGAAUUGCUGGGCAAGCUCAGGCUCCAUCUUCCCGCCUACAUGGUCCCCUCAAUCUUCAUACCAUGCGAUUUCAUGCCCAUCAGCGCCUCAUCAAAGCUCAAUCGAAAAGCGCUGCGAGAACAAACCGCCAAGUUGUCUGUAGAGCAGCUACACCACUACUCGUUAACCAAUACCGAGAAGCGAGCACCAGAAACCCCCAUGGAGACUCGUAUCCAGGCCCUGUGGGCAUCAAUCCUGGGCUUAUCUGCAGAGUCAAUUGGCCGCGAUGACAACUUCUUGCAGCUCGGGGGCGAUUCAAUCACGGCAAUUCACCUUGUCGCAGCAGCCCGUGAGGUCGGGAUCGAACUCACAGUUAUACAAAUUUUCGAAGAUCCCAGGCUUUCCACUGUAGCGUCUCGGGCGAUCGAGAUACUUACAAACGAAGACGAAGAUGAAGACCGGCAAUUGGAACCGUUUGAUUUGGUUCCCGCAGAUCUGCAGGACCUGGACUGGGAAAUGGAAGUUGGGGAUAUUUGCGAUCUUUCAGGGAGUCAGCUAAUCGAGAACGCGAUGCCUGCAACAUCCACUCAAGAGCAUAUAAUGACACUGUCCAACGAAAACCCAGAACCUUUCAUCUCCAGGCGGAUAUAUAAAUUAUCUGUGGAUGUCAACAUCAAAAGGUUCCGUAAUGCAUGGGUCAAAACUGUAGGGUCCUGCCCCAUCCUACGAACGCGCAUCGUCGAAGUCUCCGGAACAAUAAUGCAAGUUGUUGUGGCUUUUGAUGUUGCUUGGGAAGUUACCAAAAACAUGGAAUUGGAGGAUUACAUCAGCCAAGCUGACGAUAUGGAAAUGUCGUGUGGUUCAAGAUUGAAUCGCUGGGCGUUGAUACAGCAGCCUUCUGGGGAAUCACUAUUCGUUCUGACUUCCCACCAGGCCAUCCAUGAUGAGUGGACAAUACGUCUCAUACUGAGAACACUUUCCCAUCAUUAUGAUCGAACUAAAGUCCCCAGCGUCCGAGAUUUCGGAUACUUCAUUCAAUACCUUGAGACUCAAGACCGUGAGGCUGCCCGAAAAUACUGGCAGAACCAGCUUAAAGGUGCCAAAGCCGCUGCGUUCCCAUCUCCAAGUCAGGGCUUGUCAAAAGGUGUUGGCAAAAUAACCAGAUCUGUUGAUCUCCCCAAGUCGUAUCAACCGUCAAUAUCCCCCUCGAUAUUAGCGAGAUCUUCGUGGGCGCUGCUACUUGCUCAUCACUGCGGCACAGAUGAUAUCUGUUUCGGUACAUCUUUCACUGGUCGACAUGCUCCUGUUUCAGACAUUCGUGACAUUGCCGGGCCGGUUUCUCAUGUUUUGCCAUUCCGUUUACGUAUUGAUCGCAGCACGCCUGUUGGUACGUUCCUUGAACUCAUGCAGAAGCAAGCUACGGAGAUGAUCCCGUAUCAGCACUUCGGCCUCCCAGAUAUAUUGAAGCUUAGAGGCGAUAGUCAGGAUGCUGCUACAUUCUCAAGCAUAUUCAAGGUUGAGUCAUCCAGUGAAUUGGCAGAUGUAUAUGAUGAAUCGGAAGUGAUGUCGUCUGUCGCCGAAGAGGAUACCCCCGCUGAGAUACAGGAAUCCUUCGCCCAGCCAUUGGUAGUUGAAAGCCUCGUUUCUUCCUUAACUAUUCGCUUUACCAUGAAUUUCAACUCGACUCAUUUGAGUUCCGCACAAGCGGAGGAGCUUGCCGGUCAGCUUGAGCAUGCCAUUCACUUCAUGGCUACCGAUCCUUCCAAGACAUUAGGGCAAUUCGCAGCAACCCUUUAG
Messenger RNA from Clonostachys solani, 23160 nucleotides. The record is from the annotation of a GenBank genome assembly. Lineage: Eukaryota; Fungi; Ascomycota; Sordariomycetes; Hypocreales; Bionectriaceae.